This is a messenger RNA of Eublepharis macularius, 2673 nucleotides long. RefSeq names its product vomeronasal type-2 receptor 26-like. Bases 1 to 2673 code for a protein of 890 amino acids. Lineage: Eukaryota; Metazoa; Chordata; Lepidosauria; Squamata; Eublepharidae. Gene Ontology annotation, molecular function: G protein-coupled receptor activity. The record is from RefSeq and is a predicted model, not a curated record. Gene Ontology annotation, cellular component: membrane. Gene Ontology annotation, biological process: G protein-coupled receptor signaling pathway. The transcript has 6 exons.
AUGGACACUGUCCGUUUGAUCUUUCAGAUAUUGAAUCUAAAGAAGCUUGUCAAGGUGGUGAAUCUAGAGGCUGUGUGCUUCCGGUUGGUUUGCAUGGCCUGGAGAAUAGAUGGUGUGAAGUGUCCUGAGAGUGACCCUCUCCCUGUUCCAUACGAGUGGUAUCAGCCAGGUGACCUCCUCAUUGGUGGGAUUUCUUCUCAGGUCAUUUACACACUUCACACGCUUCCUUUCAAUGAACAUCCUUCACAGAAGUUAUUUGCUCUUCCAGAAAUGGUGACAAAGUUUUACCAGCACGCCCUAGCUUUGGCUUUUGCUGUCAAUGAGAUCAACGAGAAUCCCUGGAUCCUGCCAAAUGUCACCCUCGGGUUCCGCAUCUCCGACAGCUACUAUGAUGCAAGGAUGAGUUACCGGACCACCCUGGACCUGCUUUUCAAAUCACGUAGUUUUGUCCCAAAUUAUAAAUACAUUACACAGAAAAAUGUAAUAUCUGUUGUUGGUGGACUUGUUGCUGCUAUCUCUUUCCUUGUGGCAGACCUCUUAGGACUUUAUAAGAUUCCACAGCUCACAUACGGUUCAUUUGCACCUGCCGACAGAGAUGCAACUGAGGUCCCUUCCUUUUACCGCAUGGUCCCAAAUGAAACCCCUCAGUAUAGGGGGAUAACCCAGUUGCUUCUCCAUUUUGGAUGGACCUGGGUUGGGCUCUUUUCUGCAGAUGAUGACAGUGGAGAACGUUUCCUGCAGGCCCUGGAGCCAUUGUUUUUCCACAACAGAAUUUGUCUGGACUUCAUAGAAAAAAUCCCCACCCAGUCCAGGUGGGAUACUUUAAGUGAUGUGAAUGACUUAAUCUCAAAGGUAUAUCGACCUUUGACACAGAGCAAAGCCAAUACUUUUAUUAUCAAUGGAGGGUGCAUGGUCAUCAUAUCAUUGAAUACUUUGAUGGUUUUAGGAGAUCCCGAAUAUGAAGAAAAUCCAUUAUUUAGAAAGGUAUGGAUAAUGACUGCCCAAACGGAUUUUGUACAAUCCAGCAUUCUAAAGAGCUUGAGUUUCUACUUGUUUCAAGGUGCUUUUUUAUUCACAGUUUGCACUAAUGAGCUUCUAGGGUUCAAGAAAUUUCUUCAGAACAUAAACCCUUCUUGGAUGCAAGGAAAUGGUUUUCUCAAGAUCUUCUGGGAGCAAGCAUUUGGUUGUACUUUUCCAGAUUCCCAGGAACCAAUACGUAUCAACGAAACAUGUACUGGGGAGGAAAGACUGGAGGGUCUUCCUGGGCAUUUAUUUGAAAUGCGCAUGUCUGGCCACAGUUACAGCAUCUAUAAUGCUGUGUAUGUUGUGGCACAUGCUUUGCAUGCAUUGUACUCACCUACAUCCAGCCACCGAUCAAAAGUGGGUGGAAAAAGAUAUCUAGACCUCCAGCCUUGGGAGCUCCACUCAUUUCUUCAAGGCAUCUCCUUUAACAAUGCAGCUGGAGAAACCUUGCAUUUUAAUAAGAACAAGGAAAUGGGAGCUGGAUUUGACAUCAUGAACAUGGUUAUGUUUCCAAACAAGUCCUUCGUAAGAGUGAAAGUUGGAAGGGUGGAUGCAGAACCUCUCGAAGGAGAAGGAUUCAUCAUUCACGAGGAUAUGAUUGUAUGGCACAGGCAUUUUAACCAGGUGCGGCCCAUUUCUGUAUGCAACAACUACUGCUCUCCUGGUUAUCAGAAGAAGAAAAAAGAAGGGGAACAAUUUUGCUGCUAUGAUUGUGCUCCUUGCCCAGAAGGGAAAUUUUCCAGCCACAAAGAUAUGGAUGACUGUUUCACCUGUCUGGAAGAUCAAUAUCCAAACAAGGACCAGGAUGGAUGCGUCCAUAAAAUGAUAAACUUCUUGUCUUUUGAAGAACCUCUAGGAAUUUGUCUGGUUUCUCUUGCUCUAUCUUUGACUCUGACCACAGUUUUAGUCCUAGGAACUUUUAUUAAACACAGAGACACCCCAAUUGUCAGAGCCAACAACAGGGAUAUCACCUACGCUCUUCUAAUAUCUCUCAUGUUCUGCUUCCUCUGUUCAUUGCUGUUCCUUGGACACCCUGGGAAGUUCACCUGCUUCUUUAGACAAGCUGCUUUUGGGAUCAUCUUCACAGUGGCCGUUUCUUGUGUUUUGGCCAAAACCAUUACUGUGGUUGUAGCUUUCAUGGCCACCAAACCGGGAUCCAGGAUGAGCAAGUGGGUGGGGAAAAAACUGGCCAGCUCCACUGCCAUCGCUUCCUGCCUCAUUCAAGUAGGCACCUGUACAGUCUGGCUUGGAACCUUUCCCCCUUUCCCAGCUUUUGACACCCGGUCCCUGACUGAAGAGAUAGUAGCAGAAUGCAAUGAAGGGUCUGUCCUUAUGUUUUACAUUGUCCUGGGCUACUUGGGGCUUCUGUCCCUCAUCAGCUUGCUUGUGGCAUUCCUUGCCAGGAAAUUGCCAGAUAGUUUUAAUGAAGCCAAAUCUAUCACCUUCAGCAUGCUGAUCUUUUGCAGUGUUUGGAUAUCUUUUGUCCCAAGCUACCUUAGCACUAAAGGGAAAUACAUGGUGGCAGUGGAGAUCUUCUCCAUCUUGGCCUCUGGUGCGGGAUUACUGGCUUGCAUCUUUUCCCCCAAGUGCUACAUUAUUCUGCUGAGGCCUGAACUCAACAGGAGGGGUCUCCUAAUAAGAAGAACAUAA